UCUGAGGCCCGGUUUCAGGGUUUACAUAGGGUUCCAUUUCCUUGUGGAUGAGGGUUAAACAGUGACUUCAGCUGUAUUUUCAUAAUUGCCAUACAAUACGUUAUAGCUAUCUGUAUACAAUUUUACCACAAGUGAUGGUGUCCAGCAAGUAGCAAUGUUGUUCUUUAUGACAAAAGUUUCAAUGUUACAAUGUUCAGUACGCAGGGGUUGGGACAUUUUUUGUACAUAGUAAAAAUCUUGAAAAACAAAAAGUGCCAUUUUUUUUGGAAAACCAACGACAUUUUGUAUAGCCUCAUACUUGAGAAAGUUGUUGGGAUUAAUGUGAGGUUUAUCCUCUCAAAGUAUCAAAGUCAUGGAGUCAAAGGUCGGCUGUACUUAAUAGGAGGAUUUUAAAUGGUCAAUUUUCUGCAAAACUGUCAAUUUAUGAGUAUGCAUUUUUAUAGUUUAAGGGACUAAUAAAAGGAUUAUUUCUGCAAACUUUAAAGGUUCAGGGGUUAAAGGAAAAGGUUAUCGAUUCAGUGCUUAAAAUACUAAACCAAUUGCUUUUGGGAGCUGUAGGGGCUUAUGUGAAGAUGAGAUACUUUUGAGCAUUAAGGCCCGUGGGCCUCUUGUUGCUCUCUUUACUGCUUGUGACAUUCUCAGUUCCUUACAAGAGUCCAAGAAUGAUGUUAUUUUUAUCAUUUGUACAGAAAUUACAGUGAGCAGUCCCCUAAGAAAGAGAAAAAGGAGCAAGAGUACCAACCAAGUGAAAAAAGUUAGUUCAGAGGCAGAUGAAGAAAAAGUUAAAGAAAAGAAAAGAAAAAAGGAAAUCGAUCUUAAGAAAUUGGAGGUGGCUAAUAAAAGUUUAGAGAACAUUAUUAGUCGAAGAAGGAAUGAUCUGAACGAAGUCCCAAAUCAGACAGCUGCAGACAGCCAAGAAUGUACUCCUGACCAGGUGACUUGCACUGACACUGAUAAUUAUCAGGAGUUGCUUUCGGACAAUGAUAAACUCCACAUGCCAGAACUGCCAACACAAUCAGCUUUCAUGGAUUUCAAUCAGCAGCCUAGGAUGACAUCUAGUGGCAUUAACCAAGGAUUGGACCAUUUGUAUGGUUACAUGCAUCCUGGGCAAUCAGUACAAUAUGUAAAUUAUCCUGGAUAUGAGAGACCAUACAAUUACUCCAUCUCUACAAUGCAAACUCAUGCAGAACAGAUAUCUUUACUGCAGCAAGAGAAUGCAGCUCUGAGAGCAGAAAAUCAGAUGUUGAUUCAAGAACUGCAACAUAGCAAUAGCUGCAGCAACAUUGGAUUAGAGGCAACUCCAAGAAAAAUACAUUUCCUUCAGAAUUUAUGCACUGCACUGGAACAGAAAAUGCAUUACCGUGGUUAUAACAGCACUAUCACUAGCAAUAAAGAAUCUGAAGUUCUACAUGAAUCUACAGUCAACAUGCCAACAUUGGUGAGACCAAAGUCAAGGAGAUUAGCAUUCACUGAAAGUUCAGCUAGACAUGAUCAUGAAGAGAGUCCAUUUACGGAGAAUGCAGCAAGACACGAACAUGGGGAGAGGCAACCAUCAACACACAGAGAGGAAGAUUUUGAGCCAGAGAGAGGGUCCACAGAGGGUGACACCAAGAGAAAUGGCUGCAGUCAAGCUUACUGGGAGCAAAGAGUGACUAUGAAUGGAGCCCUGAAAGUGAGACUGAUACCAGAAUCAGAGGUGUACCUGACGGCUCAGCAACUGUCUCAGCGUAUACAAAAAGCAGGGACAAAUGCAAGGAAGCUUAUUAUUAAUUUUCUGGACGUGUUCUUCAAACGAGAGGUAUUGGCCAUUUCCAGCGCCAAAGGUAAACGAGUGGCUCAUAACAGCAAGUUAGCUGAUUCUGGAGAAAAAACUGAAGCUCUGCCAGAAGAAGUGCUUAAUGCAAUUAAAAGGUUCACAGAGAAACACAUAAGAAAAAUUACUGGGCAAUUUAGUUUAACAGAUGCUGUUAUGAACAAUGUCAUCAACUCCAAGUGUGCAACUGCACGCAGAGCUUUACACAAUAGCAACGUUUAAUAGCCCUUGAACAUUUUGUUUUUAUGUACAGUCACAGAUGUGUCUGUACAUAUAGCCGUCACCUGCGUCUGUUGUCGUC
Messenger RNA from Lingula anatina, 2114 nucleotides. RefSeq lists its product as uncharacterized. NCBI's taxonomy places the organism in Eukaryota, Metazoa, Brachiopoda, Lingulata, Lingulida, Lingulidae. Gene Ontology annotation, molecular function: DNA binding. The record is from RefSeq and is a predicted model, not a curated record.